Messenger RNA from Talpa occidentalis (Iberian mole), 2227 nucleotides. RefSeq names its product EGF like repeats and discoidin domains 3 (gene EDIL3). Gene Ontology annotation, molecular function: calcium ion binding. Bases 281 to 1723 code for a protein of 480 amino acids. The transcript is spliced from 11 exons. The record is from RefSeq and is a predicted model, not a curated record. NCBI's taxonomy places the organism in Eukaryota, Metazoa, Chordata, Mammalia, Eulipotyphla, Talpidae.
CCCACCCGCAGCGGAGGCUGAGCCCGCGGGAGGCUGCCCCAGCCAGCCCACCUUCUUGCGCCCGAGCGUAGGCAAAAGGCGAAGAAAGAUCCCUCCUGCCGGUCACCACUCUUUCUCGCCCUCUCCAAGAUUUUGUUGAAGGAAGCGCUGCGGGAAGAAGACAUCUUCUUGAAUGCUCUGCUAGGGGCGAGGUCUGCCGCUGCCCUGCGGUGCCAGCUCAGCGACACUGCCCCCCGCUACGACCCCUGACCAGUCGGGGUCACGUCCUGGAGACGGGAUCAUGAAGCACUCCGUGGCCGCUUGGCUCUUGGUCUGGCUCAGCCUGGGGAUCCCCCAGUUCUGCAAAGGUGAUAUUUGUGAUCCCAAUCCAUGUGAAAAUGGAGGUAUGUGCUUGUCACAAUUGAAUGGUGAUUCCUAUUCCUGUGAGUGUCCAGAUGGCUUCACAGAUCCCAACUGCUCUAGUAUUGUGGAGGUUGCAUCAGAUGAAGAAGAGCCAACUUCAGCAGGUCCUUGCAUUCCUAAUCCUUGCCAUAAUGGAGGAACCUGUGAAAUAAGUGAAGCGUACAGAGGGGACACAUUUAUCGGCUAUGUUUGUAAAUGUCCCCGAGGAUUUAACGGGAUUCACUGUCAGCACAACAUAAAUGAAUGCGAAGCUGAGCCAUGUAAAAAUGGUGGAAUAUGUACUGAUCUUGUUGCCAACUAUUCCUGUGAGUGCCCAGGUGAAUUCAUGGGAAGAAAUUGUCAAUACAAAUGUUCAGGUCCAUUGGGAAUUGAAGGUGGAAUCAUAUCAAAUCAGCAAAUUACAGCUUCAUCUACCCACCGAGCUCUCUUUGGACUGCAGAAAUGGUAUCCCUACUAUGCACGUCUUAAUAAGAAAGGACUUAUAAACGCCUGGACAGCUGCAGAAAAUGACAGAUGGCCAUGGAUUCAGAUAAAUUUGCAAAGAAAAAUGAGAGUUACUGGUGUGAUUACCCAAGGAGCAAAAAGGAUUGGAAGCCCUGAAUACAUAAAAUCCUACAAAAUUGCUUAUAGUAAUGACGGAAAGACUUGGUCAAUGUAUAAAGUGAAAGGUACCAAUGAAGACAUGGUGUUCCGUGGAAAUGUUGAUAACAACACACCUUAUGCUAACUCUUUCACACCCCCCAUAAAAGCUCAGUAUGUGAGACUCUAUCCCCAAGUUUGUCGAAGACACUGCACUUUGAGAAUGGAACUUCUUGGAUGUGAACUCUCGGGCUGUUCUGAGCCUCUGGGGAUGAAAUCAGGACAUAUACAAGACUAUCAAAUCACUGCCUCCAGCAUCUUUAGAACACUCAACAUGGAUAUGUUCACUUGGGAACCAAGGAAAGCACGGCUGGACAAGCAGGGCAAAGUGAAUGCCUGGACCUCAGGUCACAAUGACCAGUCACAAUGGCUACAGGUGGAUCUUCUGGUCCCUACGAAAGUGACUGGUAUCAUUACACAAGGGGCUAAAGAUUUUGGUCAUGUACAGUUUGUGGGAUCCUACAAACUAGCAUACAGCAAUGAUGGGGAACACUGGACUGUGUACCAAGAUGAAAAGCAAAGAAAGGAUAAGGUUUUCCAGGGAAAUUUUGACAAUGAUACCCACAGGAAAAAUGUCAUCGACCCUCCAAUCUACGCAAGACACAUAAGAAUCCUUCCUUGGUCCUGGUACGGAAGGAUUACACUGCGGUCGGAGCUGCUGGGCUGCACAGAGGAGGAGUGAGGACACCUCGCUCCCCACAACCUCCUUUCUAUUUCCUUAGAAGUAUCUCCAUGGAAUGAACUGUGCAAAACCUGUAGGAAACUGAAUGAGGUUUUUCAUGAAAAGUGCUCAAAUUAUGGUAGGCCACUGUCUUUUUUUAAAAAGGUCUAAGCUUGCUUUUUCAAUGGUUUAAUUUGAUUUUAUUAUUUUAAUUUCUUAACAUCAUAUCUGUGAUUCACUUUCCUCAUUGUUUUGUGAAUUAUUCACAACUGGUUGAAAUAUAUUAGGGAAUGAAAGAUACUUUUGAUAGCAAGAGUAAAAAAUAAUCUCAUAGUAAUCAAAUAAAAGCAAGAGUUAUUAAAGCUUUUAUAAUCAAUACUCAAUUAAUAAUUAUGAAAUACUGCAAUGUUAGCAAUAAGGAUUUUUUUCUUCUUCAGUGACUCUCCAUUACUCUAAAUAGUUCCCUGUGCCUACCAAACACUCAGCAUUUAUAACAGAAUUUUGAAGAUGAAUCUGUUACAUGCA